AUGGAGAACCUUUUCCCACACCCGCGACGUAUUGUCACAGGCCAUGACAAUGAUGGAAAAGCCAUUGUCGUAGCCGACAGUUUGAUUCCCUGCGAGCCAACCAGAAUCAACUGCAACUUCGCCGUUCUCUACGAGACGCAUCAGUUUCCUGAAGUGAAUGACCAAUGGAUUGACCCAACCAGGACCCGUACACCGGACCUAGCCAACCAAAAAGGGGUUGUCUUGCGUGUGGUGGACUUUCCACCACGUACAAAAACGAUGUUUCAUCGAACCGAAUCUCUCGAUUUUGGCAUCUUGCAUGCAGGAGAAAUUACAUGCCACCUUGACGGGGACGAGCGCAUUGACAUGAAGCCCGGGGACGUCUGCGUCCAGAGGGGAACCAUACACGGAUGGACAAACUACUCGGACGCACCGGCACGAGUGUUUUUUGUAUUGACCGGUACGUUCUGCAUCCUUUUAUUCCGGCCUGAUCAAAUGGACUGA
Molecule: messenger RNA, 483 nt
Organism: Aspergillus oryzae RIB40
Lineage: Eukaryota; Fungi; Ascomycota; Eurotiomycetes; Eurotiales; Aspergillaceae
Product: cupin domain-containing protein
Exons: 3
Coding region: 1-483 (160 amino acids)
Source: RefSeq, a predicted model, not a curated record